Molecule: messenger RNA, 1123 nt
Organism: Lampris incognitus (smalleye Pacific opah)
Lineage: Eukaryota; Metazoa; Chordata; Actinopteri; Lampriformes; Lampridae
Gene: rnasekb
Product: ribonuclease, RNase K b
Exons: 3
Coding region: 177-482 (101 amino acids)
Molecular function (GO): RNA endonuclease activity
Source: RefSeq, a predicted model, not a curated record
CGGAAGACAUUUUCAUUGGUUUUCUGAUUGCGGUUGUGCGAUUAUUUCCGCACUUUAACGAAAUAUACCGAUUGUUAGUGAUCAGCUGACUUGUAUGCUGACGGUUGUGUCUUCGGUUGAACAGUUCUUCAACCAGUGACAGAAAAAUAGGUGUUGUCUGGUGGAGAAAAUUCAAUAUGCCAUCGCUCCUGUUUUGCGGUCCGAAGAUGGCCGCAUGUGGCAUCGUAAUCAGCAUAUGGGGAGUAAUCAUGCUGGUGAUGCUGGGGAUCUUCUUCAGUGCAAAGUCGGCAGUGCUGAUUGAAGAUGUGCCGUUCACUGAGGAGGACAUUCGUAAUGAUAAGAAUCCUCCACAGACCAUCUAUGGCUUAUACAACCAGGUGGGAAUCAACUGCUUCAUUGCAGCGGCCAUCUACGUAGCAGUGGGUGCCGUCUCCCUCUGUCAGGUCCGACUCAACAAACGACAGGAGUACAUGGUCACAUAAUGUCUCCGUCGUCGGCUUAUCAGCAAGCAGCCAGACAGCUGUCUGAGUAAGAUUAGAGAGCAAUGUGAACAAUAUUAUUCAAUAUUAGUCCUGUUUAAGUGUCACUCAAGUUUCUUUGUGAUGGACCAAUCAGCUAUCUCUACAUAACUCCCUAGUUAAAUGAAAUUGAAAAAUGAAUAUGUUGCUGUUGAAAUCUUACUAUGUUCUUCUAUGUUUUUUUUUUUAUUAGGGAGGAAGCAGGCAGCCUUCCAGAGGGCUAUUUAUUUUUGAAUUACAAACUUACAUGUGUUACCUGUCCUUGUUAUGGGUGCUGUGUUCAUUGUGAAUGAAAUGUACCAUUCCAGUUGUAGGAUUGUUAUUGAAACUAAUCAAAAGGUGGGCCAAGUGGAUAAUUGGCUGCAGUGGUGUUGAGACAAUGUCCUCCUGUCAUCUAGCUGAAAACGUGCAUGUGUAAUUGAAAUCAUGUUUGAAUUUAACAUAGGAAAUUUAACUUGUUCUUGGAUAGUGUAAAUGCUGUUGUGAAUGUUAAUAUUUGUUAGGUAUCAGAUGGCGGAUGUUUGAGGAACAUUUACAUCAUAAUAUUCAUUGUGUUUGCCAUAAAGGGAUACUUCAACGAAUUUAACUGAUUUGUCUACUGUUUU